Messenger RNA from Nestor notabilis (Kea), 746 nucleotides. RefSeq names its product cell cycle control protein 50C-like. Gene Ontology annotation, biological process: phospholipid translocation. NCBI's taxonomy places the organism in Eukaryota, Metazoa, Chordata, Aves, Psittaciformes, Psittacidae. The record is from RefSeq and is a predicted model, not a curated record. The transcript has 4 exons. The annotation marks the transcript as partial. Gene Ontology annotation, cellular component: plasma membrane; endoplasmic reticulum; Golgi apparatus.
AUUGAGAACAGCUACUGCACGCCCUUCACAACCUACCAAAAUGGGACACCCAUGGCUCCAUGCGGCGCUAUUGCCAACAGCAUGUUCAAUGAUACUAUUGACCUUUUUUACCACCUUAACUCAUCUGUUAUUCAAGUACCACUGCUGAAGACUGGAAACAGCUGGUGGACAGAUAAAAAUGUGAAAUUUCGCAAUCCAAAAUCAUACAAUCUCUCUUCUGCAUUUGCAGGGACAGCAAGACCUCCUUACUGGCAGAAACCAGUAUAUUUGUUAGAUGAGGAAGAUGAAAGGAACAACGGUUAUGUAAAUGAUGACUUCAUUAUCUGGAUGCGAGUGUCAGCCUUUGCUACCUUCAGAAAUCUUUACCGUCGUGUCAGUCGGAUAAGGCAGUUUGCAGAUGGCCUCCCAGCAGGGAAUUACACUUUUCGUAUUUCUUACAAUUUCCCUGUUACCAAAUUUAAGGCGAGGAAGCAUGUGAUUCUUUCGACUGUGGUAUGGAGUGGAGGAAGUAACCCAUUCCUGGGAAUUGCCUAUGUGGUUUCUGGCGCAGCAGCAACCCUGGCAGGUUUUGUCAUAACUGCCAUCCACUUAAAGCUCAGAAAAAGGAAAACAUACUUUCAGAAGUAAUAAGGUUCCCUAGCUUUCUAAACAAAGGCAAAGGUGUGCUGUGGGAGAAGAACAUGCAGCACUGACCUUUCAUUCUUUCCCUUGAGCUCUGGAUCUGUUUCAGUAACAGGUUUGGUGAA